AGAGAGAGUAUUAAAAUGAGAAGAAUCGCGCUAUUCUAUCUUCUGGUUUGUCUAUUUUCUUGUGAUAGUGGAAUUUCGAGGGAUUGGAUAAAGAUGGCUACCGCUCUUGGAGGGAUUUCUGAUUGUUCUUCGGACCAUCAGAACAGUUUGGAGAUCGAAGGACUCGCUCGAUUCGCUGUUGAAGAACACAACAAGAAAGAGAAUGCUCUUCUUGAAUUUGUGAGAGUGGUGAAAGCAAAAGAGCAAACAGUUGCUGGUAAACUUCACCAUCUUACUCUGGAGGCAAUUGAUGCUGGUAAGAAGAAGCUUUACGAAGCAAAGGUAUGGGUCAAGGCAUGGGAGAAUUUCAAGGAGUUGCAGGAAUUCAAGCACACUGGGGAUAGCGCGUUUACCCGUUCAGAUCUCGGUGCUAAGCGAGGUGACCACGAACCAGGAUGGAAAACAGUGUCAGCAGAUGAUCCUGUGGUCCAAGAUGCAGCAAACCAUGCUGUGAAGACCAUCCAACAGAGGUCCAACUCGCUGGCCCCUUAUGAACUGCUAGAGGUGGUCGACGCGAAGGCUGAGGUGAUAGAAGAUUCUGCCAAGUUCGAUAUGCUUCUCAAGUUAAAGAGGGGAAGCAAGGAGGAGAAACUCAAGGUUGAAGUGCACAAGAACAUAGAAGGUACCUUCCACUUGAAUCAGAUGCAACCCCAUGAGCAUGCUGACUAGUCAUAUGUAUCUAUAUAUAAGAAUGACCCCAGAAUACUGAUAUAUGAAUAAACCAGUACAAUGACGCCUGCCCCCAAAACUCUACAAACCACAGCGACUGAUGAGUUACAGUUUUAGAUAUAUGAACACAGAUCAGCAUCUGUUUAUCUUA
Magnolia sinica is the source of this 859-nucleotide messenger RNA. Its product is annotated as cysteine proteinase inhibitor 12. The record is from RefSeq and is a predicted model, not a curated record. Gene Ontology annotation, molecular function: cysteine-type endopeptidase inhibitor activity. NCBI's taxonomy places the organism in Eukaryota, Viridiplantae, Streptophyta, Magnoliopsida, Magnoliales, Magnoliaceae. The coding region runs from base 16 to 708 and encodes 230 amino acids. The transcript is spliced from 4 exons.